AGAAUCCAUCAGCAAUAUAUGCAUCUUAUGAGCCCCGUAGUUUAUCGAUGUUCCACCUCCGAAUCCGAAAUGCUGAGGGGACGACUAACUCACAGACCAAUACGGCCCACGCUUUUCUUGAAAGUUACAAGGAUGCCACUACCGGUAAGAUUCAAAUAGUGGAUGAUAACCGCCAUGAACGUUAACUGAUCUCCUCUCCAGCCGAAUCUAAUACCGUUAUGGAGAUAACGACCAUGGCCGAAGCCCUUCAACUGCACGCUCAAAUCCUCAAGUCCGGCGGCCCCACUGCCGACACCCACCGCGAAGCCUUCUCGAAGCUCUUCACCUUUUCCGCCCUCUCCCCCGCCGGUGACCUCUCCCACGCCCGCCUCAUCCUCCGCUCCCACCCUUCCCCCAACUCCUACUUCUUCAACACCCUCCUUCGCGCCUACUCCCACAGUCCCAACCCGUCCCACCCCCUCGAAGCCCUCUCCCUCUUCUCCUCCAUUCUCGAGGACCCGCACCCCGCUCCCGACAAGUUUACCUACCCCUUCCUCUUCAAGUGCUGCGCCCGCUUGGGGCUCAACCGGGCCGGAGAACAGGUCCACGCCCAGGUGGUCAAGUCUGGUCUCACGUCGGACCUGUACGUUGCCCAUGGCCUGAUCCACAUGUAUUCAGCCUGCGGGGAGUCCGGCCACGCGCUAGAGAUAUUCGACAGAAUGCUCGAGAGAGAUGUCGUCUCGUGGACUUGCACGAUUGAUGGUCUUGUGGAUAAUGAUCACCCUGUGAAGGCGAUCGAAAUGUUCGAGAAAAUGUUGAGUGAAGGAUUCAAGGUGAAUGAUGCCACAGUCGUGUCGGUCCUGCGAGCUUGUGCAGAAUCAGGAUCUUUGAGCACGGGGAAAAGGGCUCACGCAAUUGCCAGGGAGAGAGAUUUUGCUUCUAGGACAAAUGUUAGAACAGCCCUUAUAGACAUGUACUCAAAAUGUGGUUCUCUGGAUGAUGCGAGGAGUGUUUUCGGUGAAACUGAAGACAAGGAUGUCUUCCACUGGACGGCUAUGAUGUUGGGAUUGGCAAGCCACGGGAUGUGCAGAGAAGCCCUCAACUUGUUCGAUGAGAUGAGGAGAUUAAGGAUAGGACCCGAUGAGAGGACGAUGACAGCGGUUUUAUCAGCAUGUAGGAAUGCGGGGUGGGUCGAUAAGGGCUUGAUGUACUUCAGGAACAUGAGGAAGAAAUAUGGAGUGCAGCCCACGAUUCAACAUCAUGGCUGUAUAGUGGACAUGCUCGCCAGAGCGGGGCGAUUGGGAGAGGCCGAGGAUUUCAUCUGGAAGAUGCCAAUCGAGCCCGAUGCAGUCAUGUGGCGCACAUUAAUUUGGGCUUGCAAAGUUCACGGAGAUUGUCAGAGGAGCAUUCGUCUGAUGAAACAACUCAAGCUACAAGAUAAAGGCCACGAUGACUGCAGCAGUUACGUGCUAAUGCAAAACAUUUAUGCAGCAGAAGGGAAAUGGCAGGAUAAGGCGAGAAUUAGAGAGCUCAUGAGCCAGAAUGGACUUAGGAAACCUCCGGGAUCGAGUAAGAUCGAGGUGGACGGCUCGAUCCACGAGUUCAUUGCUGGGGACUCGAGCCACCCUGAAGCAAAGAAAAUAUACAAAAAGUUAGAUGAGAUCCAACAGCGAUUAACCGAAGAAGGUCACGUUCCUAAGGUUUCGGAGGUGAUGCUGAAGAUAGGCUCUCAGUUUAAGACGCUUCAGCUGUGGCACCACAGCGAGAAGCUGGCAGUUGCUUAUGGGCUGAUUAGGACGAAUCUGGGGUCUGAAAUUCGGAUAGUGAAGAACCUGCGGUCAUGCGAAGAUUGUCAUGAGGUGAUGAAGCUGCUGUCGAAGAUAUACGGGAGGGAGAUCAUAGUACGAGAUCGGAUACGGUUCCAUUAUUUCAGAAACGGGGAAUGUUCUUGCGGAGAUCGCUGGUGAUACGAGAAAAGGAGUUACUGCCUGCUCUAUUUAGGACAUUUCAAGCGAAAAUGACUCGGAACUAUAAACACCAUAAAAGAAACAGUUUCAAAAAGAAAUGAUUGAGGUUUGAAGCUCAUUCUUUGAUCUUCUUCCUAUA
This is a messenger RNA of Punica granatum (pomegranate), 2085 nucleotides long. The record is from RefSeq and is a predicted model, not a curated record. Lineage: Eukaryota; Viridiplantae; Streptophyta; Magnoliopsida; Myrtales; Lythraceae.